Hypoxylon trugodes is the source of this 656-nucleotide messenger RNA. RefSeq lists its product as uncharacterized. The record is from RefSeq and is a predicted model, not a curated record. The transcript has a single exon. The coding region runs from base 100 to 483 and encodes 127 amino acids. NCBI's taxonomy places the organism in Eukaryota, Fungi, Ascomycota, Sordariomycetes, Xylariales, Hypoxylaceae.
CUCGCACAGCAAGGUCUCCGCGACCUGGCCGCCUGUUCCACUGACACAUCGUACGCGCAAAGAUAUGUUGUGGUUCUUACGGAACUUCAGGAAGAGGCUAUGAAAUCGAUUGAAGACGAAGGGCGAGCGGCGGUACCCAUAAAUGGAGGCGAGUCGUUAUAUGGACAACCAUCCUCAGCACUUAGACUUACCUCAAAUACCGAUUUGGGUGCGCGGGCCAUCGCAUCCGCGACAAGUGACGGACCCGUCUCAUCUCAGGAAUUUCACGCAAUAGCCACCGAGCCCAAUGUCCAUAUACCACAAGAUUGUAGCUUCACUGGUCAGCCCGAUACCUAUGAUAAUGCAGGUGAAUCGUUGACUAUACAGGACCUCGAAAAUCGCGAAGCUUUCCAUAACCUCAGUAUAGAAGGACUGGCAGACCUCGCAUUUAUAUUUUCAAACGACAACACAGGCUCUUUUCAAAUAGAAGAUGGAAUGGUCUAAGACAUCAUGUCAGUCGCUUGCUUGAAACCGCAGUUUAGGGUAUCCAAGGCAUCCUGUAUAUUUUACACCUUUAUGGCAUUUCUCAGCCUUGCACUAUGUCAUACCUUUACCGCCCUUCAUCUCUUUGCCACCUUUCAUGUCUUGAAGGUAUUUUGUACCUUUCUGGUAUCUUG